CUCCAGUGUACAUGCAUGGAUAAACGCACACUCUGACGUGUGCUGAGUGCAGGAAUCACAAACAUAGCGACAUACAGAAGAGCUGAUGCAUGACGCCAGCAACCUAACACUGUUGUCUCUCUUUUUCUCUCACACACACACUCUGUCUCUCUGUUUUUCUCACACACUCACGCCUCUUAGACACACACGGCAGCGCAUGAGCCAGCGAGCAGGACGGCACUGGACGUAUCAUUCAUAGAGGGAAUAGAUCUAAAGGAAAGGAUUAACUAUCUAUCUCCAGCCUUCUCCCUUCAAGGACCUUAUCCUCCUCCUGUGUCUCUAAGCCUCUCUUCACCUCGUUUUUUACAACCCAUCAUCUUUCUGCACAAUCCCUCCUUUUUAUCAAAUCACUGGUGGGUUGAAUGGAAGCUGGGGGGAUUGUCUCUAUACAGAAGGAAGGAUUAAUCUUACAUUAAUUAUUUGACCAGGAUCUUGAAUGCAUGGAUUUCUUUCACUGAAGGGGUGGCCGUUUUUCUUCGAUGUCUUGUCCUGUGAGAGAUUUUUGAUCAUUCCUUAUUUAAAUUUAUUUUAUUAUUAUUAUUUUUGGGAUAUUUUCGGAGGAUGGUUGGAGGCAGAAAGCUGUAAGGCUUGUGGUUUCUGAGAUAACUGGUCAAAAGGUGUUUAGGUUUUCUCAAUCGCCACCCUAGUGGAGGCUGCAGGCAUGGCGGUUUGACGCCCCAUAGCGCCGCCCCUCUGACAGAGGAAGGCUGCACAGCUCUGUGUCAUGCCCCCACACACCCACCCCACUAGGGGCAUCGGCCUGCCCUCACCCAGUGAUACUGCACAUUUGGCCAGACCUGCCUUCCUUUGUGUCCUCUGCCUCCUGGCGGUGCUGCUGCCGCUGCCUGCCUCCUCCUGCCCCCCUCCCUGCCUCUGCUCCUCAGAUGGCCUGGUGGUGGACUGCGGGGGCACUGGUCUCUCCUCACUGCCUCCCCUGCACCUCCUGCCUCCAGGGAGCCGCUCCCUCCUGCUAGCCAACAACAAGCUUGCCUUGCUGGGAGCUUCUGCCUUCGCUAACCUCUCCUCUCUGGAGGAGCUGGACCUCUCUAAUAACUACUUGGAUAAUUUACCAUCUGGAUUAUUCAGAGACAUGUCCAACCUGACAAGACUGACUCUGCGCAACAACUCACUCACAGUAAUGGACAGAGGGCUAUUCCAGGGUCUGGGGGGUCUUCAGAAUUUGGACCUGUCCCUGAAUGGACUGUCCUCUGUUCCUGUGGGGCUACUGGAUGAGCUACAGAAUCUCAGGUGGCUGUCUCUAGCAGGUAACAGGCUUCACGGUUUAGAAAGGGCAGCAUUUGAGCCCCUUGCCAACUUACAACACCUGGAACUGGGACACAACCCCUGGGAAUGUGACUGCAACCUUCGCGAUUUCAAACACUGGAUGGAGUGGCUGCUAUACAGAGGGGGCAAGGUGGACGCUGUGGAGUGUACGCUACCAAAGGAUCUGCGUGGGCGAGACAUCCGUGGUGUUCCAGUGGAAAUGUUCAACUACUGCCUCCACCUUGAAGAUGAGAAUGGAGGAGGUGGUGGUGAGGGAGCUCGUUCUGGACAAGGAGGUGCUCCUCCCUGCAGAAGGAACAUUCUUAACCCCAGUGGGGCAACACCAAUUUCUGACAACAGUGGCAACACUGUUGAUGACUCCCCUUCCAAUACAGGAGGUGGAGGAGGAGGAGGUGGAGGUGGAGGUGGGGACGCCCUGUCGGAUUGUGUCCGUCCCCGUUACCGGCCCGCAAGCGUGCGCCGUGCCAUUGGCACAGUGGUGAUUGCCGGUGUGGUGUGUGGCAUUGUUUGCAUCAUGAUGGUUGCAGCCGCAGCGUAUGGCUGCAUCUAUGCCUCCCUGAUGGCCAAAUACCAGAGAGAGCUGAAGAAGAGGCAGCCACUGAUGGGAGAUGGAGAGGCAGAUGGGGAGGACAGGGAGGAGAAACAGAUCUCCUCUGUGGCCUAGAGGAACAAUAGAACAGGGGAGGGUUUAUCCAAAAGGUGAAGGUUGGAAGGGGUGAAAUUAAAAGGGCUCAAAGAGGAGAGAGAUGGAUGAGCUUGCACACAGACAGUUAUGGUAUAUCUCCCUCUCAUUCUCCAACUGACACCUUUCACCCACUUUUUGUCUUCCUCUCUUUGUCCUCUUUCUAUUUUUAAUGUUCUCCCUCUCUGUCCCUGUCUCUAACCCACUCCCUCACAUGCAUACUUUAUCUGCUUCCUGAUUUUCUUGUCCUUUUGGAGCCAUUCUCACUGCAGUACUUGUUACCAACCAUCCAAUUCGCCUACCAACCACCGACUGCUGCUGUUGGCUGCUGGUGAAUUUACCCUUAUAUUGGCUGAGAGAAAAAAAUGAUUUGGUAUUCUCUCUAGUAUGAAACAUAUCAUUUAUGCUCUUACAACACACACAUGGUGUACGGUCAAUCAGUAUUUGAAAAACUGGAAUAAAUUUUCAGGGAAUUACAGUAUUAUCUUGGCAAUUGGACCAGUAUUCACAAUAAUAAAAAAAUGUUGUGGUAUCAGGCAGUGCCUAGUGUUUAAUUUGUUUGUAUCUCCUCCUCAACCUCUUGAAAGCCAGCAGUUCCUCCAAAAACCCAGGACUCCAGCCCAGGACCCUUCACCCUUGUCUGGCCUAAUGCUCCUCUGACAUUCCUUUGGACCUCCAAGUCCCACAGAGUCAGCCAAUGUUGAAAAGCGUGGGGGAAAUGAAGGAGACAUUUUGGAUGUCAUUUAUACUGUACAGUCAACAUCACAGAAACAAUACUGGGAACACAUACAGAUUAUAUACUGAUAGGAAAUCAGUCUCCUGAGUCUUGUAUCUUGAGACUUGUUAGGGGUGUUAAAUGUAGAACAGGAACUGGAUUGCCCAUUCAUGGAUGGCUUGAUCUUUCAAAAACAUGAGGUCAGAGACAAUGGUUGGAUGCUCUACCCAAUAUGGUCCACAGCCGAUUCUCUCUUUAUCUUCUCAUGACCAAUAACAUCCUCCAGGUGUUACAGACAGAACUGCGCAUGCUAGUCUUCAACGGGGAACAAUGCAUUUAUCUGGAGUUUAAAUGUCCUGUACUUGUCACUUUUUCUCCAAAAAAGGCUUUUGUUUAUUUGAUGCUUGAUUAUGAUCAGUAUCUGGACACAAUGAAAGACUAACAUCAUGGCAAAAAAAGCAGUCAAACAAAUUAACUGGAAUAACUUGGGCUAUGGCUGGUUUCAUAAAAGUCUUCACAAUAGUUUUAAUGAAGGGAAUUAAUAGACCACUGACUUUGCUUUAAAGCAAACGUUCUUUGUUCAGAGGUUGUUUCCAAACUGAUUUCACCCUCAAAGGUGAAAGUUCACUACUAUGUCAUGGAAAAUUAUCUGAGAGAACUCUGUCUCUUGCAAGGACUACAAAAAUUCAUCUAAGGACUACAAAUGUCAAACUCCUGCACUUUAUUUCCCUGAUCAGCUCCCCUCUGGCUUUCCUCUCCCUCCUCCCUUUCUUCUUUUUCUUUCUAAAACUGGCAAGUUGACCAGAGGGGUUAUAAAGAACAAGGGAUUAAACAAAAAAAGACGCUGCUAUGUUUCCCCCUCCUCCUUGUCAUACAUUUAUCUCUACAUCCAUCUUUAAACCCAGUACUAUUUAUGGAAAGUGUUUCAUACUUCCUCAAAGAUUUCCACCUCUUUUCUUUCCUUUCACCCAUCCCCUCAAAUGUUAUGCUGUCCCUUGUGUUUUUCCCAAAGGAUCUGCAAUAUGCAACAGAAGUUGUGUCACCAUCACAUGAAAAUGAUUCACUGCCAAAGAGUCCUGUUAACUUAGGAAUCAUCACUUAUUGAAAUAUAUGUGAUUAGCACACUUUCUCAGUGUGUUCACAACAAAAGCUAGCUUGUUUGCUGUACACCGUGUUUUCAAAAAUAUCCCUAUUUAUGUCUUUAAAAUAU
Molecule: messenger RNA, 3930 nt
Organism: Monopterus albus (swamp eel)
Lineage: Eukaryota; Metazoa; Chordata; Actinopteri; Synbranchiformes; Synbranchidae
Gene: lrtm2a
Product: leucine-rich repeats and transmembrane domains 2a
Exons: 7
Coding region: 764-1987 (407 amino acids)
Cellular component (GO): plasma membrane
Molecular function (GO): protein binding
Source: RefSeq, a predicted model, not a curated record